Eucalyptus grandis is the source of this 1655-nucleotide messenger RNA. RefSeq names its product putative methylesterase 14, chloroplastic. The record is from RefSeq and is a predicted model, not a curated record. Lineage: Eukaryota; Viridiplantae; Streptophyta; Magnoliopsida; Myrtales; Myrtaceae. The transcript is spliced from 5 exons. Gene Ontology annotation, biological process: jasmonic acid metabolic process; salicylic acid metabolic process. Gene Ontology annotation, molecular function: methyl jasmonate esterase activity; methyl salicylate esterase activity; methyl indole-3-acetate esterase activity. The coding region runs from base 257 to 1300 and encodes 347 amino acids.
GAUUAGUAGUAGUAGAAGUUCGUCGUCUCUUCCCGCAUUUCGCUCCCUCAUUAUAAGCGCCACCUGCCCCCGCGGAAAGAAAGUCAAAUGCUCCUCCUCCUCUUCUCCGCCGGUACUCCGCUCUCCGGCCACCGCUCGUGAAGGUUUUUCCCCUCUCCCCACCUCCGCGCCGCCGCCGCCGCCGCCGCUGCGGCGGUCUAGCUCCGUCCGAGAAGAAGAAGGAGCAGCAGCAGCAGCAGCAGCAGGCUAGCACAGCAUGGGGAAUCGGUUCGUGUGCAUGACGAAGAAGGACGCCAGGGAUAGCGGGCACGUGUCCCGGAGCAAGCGGAUGGGCGGCGGCCGGUCCCAGAGGAAGCUGGCGGUGGACGAGGAGCUCCUCCAUCGCCAGGCUCUCUCCAUGGCCCUGCAACAGUCGCAGAGGUUCGAGGGAUCCAUGUCCCGCCGCAUCAACGGCAACACCAGCUCUCGCAGGCGCGCUCUCCCCGAUCAAUUCCCCAACGGGAAGCCGGUAGCAGACUCUCUGGAAGGUGUAAAAUGGAAGAAAUUGGUCCUGAUACAUGGAGAAGGGUUUGGAGCUUGGUGCUGGUAUAAGACAAUAGUUCUUUUAGAGGAAGUGGGACUCAUCCCCACAGCUAUUGAUCUCACAGGGUCCGGUAUUGAUACGACUAAUACUAAUAAUGUCAGCACGCUGGCAGAAUAUUCAAAACCACUGAUUGACUAUCUGCAGAACCUUCCAGAGGAUGAAAAGGUAAUAUUGGUUGGUCACAGCAUUGGUGGCGCAUGCGCUUCUUAUGCUUUGGAGCAAUUCCCAGAAAAGAUUUCUAAAGCAAUUUAUAUUUGUGGUACAAUGGUGGCUGAUGGUCAGAAGCCUUUUGAUGUAUUUGCUGAAGAGCUCGGCUCUGCAGAACUCUUUAUGCAAGAAUCAAAGUACUUAAUACAUGGGAACGGAAAGGACAAAACUCCUACAGGAUUUCAGUUUGAGAAAAAUCAAAUGAAGGGAUUAUACUUUAAUCAAUCCCCUGCUAAGGAUGUUGCGUUGGCCAUGGUUUCAAUGAGACCUAUUCCGCUUGGGCCUAUAAUGCAAGAAUUAUCAUUGUCCCCUGAAAAGUAUGGUACUUCCCGCCGGUUUUAUGUUCAGACACUGGAUGAUCGUGCCCUUUCUCCGGAUGUGCAAGAGAAGCUGGUGCGAGAAAACCCUCCUGAAGGCGUCUUCAAGAUUAAAGGAAGCGAUCACUGCCCGUUCUUCUCAAAACCACAGUCGCUGCACAAAAUUUUGGUGGAAAUUGCUCAAAUUCCUUAACUAGAACUAUGUGGUGCCUUUUAUUUCUCGCCUUUAUCCUAGGUGGUUGGAGCCAUCCAGUUAUCCAAUUCUAAUUCAUCCAGGGCCAUUCAGCUACAUAUGCAGAGGGACAAUUUCUAUUGUACCGCUUUUAUUUCCCUGUGGCAGCGCAAGAAUGUUAAAGCUUCGAGGGGACAUCGUUUAGGCUGUUUAGCAUGACGAAUCUAGUUGGCAUUUAUACUAUGUAAAUGUGCAUAAUCAAUUUAAUUAAUUUAGCUGUAAGGUUCUUUUUUCGAUUUUUUGGCCUACAAUUUAGCUGUAAGUUGAGUUUGUAAACUGUGCCUUCUCUUCUAUUAAAGCUUAUAGUUUCUUUUUC